ACCAGAGCAGAGUCACUUGAGCCUGGUGUACUUCAUGCCCCGACCCGAGACCCUCGUUUAAAAAAAAAUAGUAUUUCCCGUAAGAGGGAACCCCGUUUUCAACGGAGCUUAAGGCAGCAUUGCGUUCACCAGCUGCAGCACCCAAACAACAACAAACAAACAAAAUUACGGAAUUAAAUGGUCUCAUAUGUGGAAAGUGUAUAUUUGAUUCGAAAAAUAAUAAUUUCCAGCUAAAUAAUGAGCGAGGAAUUUUGCGAGAAGUCGUUAUCAGUUCCAAUUCGUUCGCUUGAGGAAUUGAAAACCUGGAAGCCUCUCACUGAUCGUACGAGAUCCCAGUUUGUGCAGCAAUGUUUUACGGCUACUGGACCUGGUGGAAGUUUCAGGGAACAGUAUACAAAAAAUGUACCAAAAACUCUUAUCUGUCAUGAUAUGAAGGGUGGAUAUCUUGAAGACAGUUUCAUUGAAGGAUGUUCAAACGCUGAGGCAUAUAGUUUCAUUCAGUGGGGCAUCAUUGAUAUUUUUGUCUACUUCAGCCAUCAUUUCAUUACCAUUCCCCCACCCUGCUGGGUCCAUGCAGCCCACCUUCAUGGAGUCCCUAUUCUGGGUACUAUAAUCACAGAAUGGGAUGAGGGAGCUGCCACUUGCUCAAAAAUAUUUUCAUCUAAAGAUGCAGUCAAUGAAUUUAUCAAUUCACUAACUGAAUUAACACUGUACCAUAAUUGUGAUGGCUGGCUUAUCAAUAUUGAAAACUCAUUGGAAGAAACGCUGAUAGAUAAUGUGCUUUACUUUCUCCGUCGCUUAAAACAAGAACUCGUUUUCGCUGGAAAUUGCGGUAAGAUAAUCUGGUACGAUAGUGUUACCAAAGACGGAAAACUGGAUUGGCAGAAUGAGCUAAAUGCAAAAAAUAAAGACUUUUUCGAUUCCUGUGAUGGGAUCUUCUUAAAUUAUGUAUGGAAACCGAUUGAUUUGGCGAAUUCUGCAAUUCUGGCAAAAGAAAGAAUAUUCGACGUGUACGUUGGCAUCGACGUUUUCGGUCGGAACUGCUUCGGAGGCGGUGGAUUCAAUACGGAUGCAGCCUUUUCAGUUGUUAGGCAGUACAAUCUUUCUGCCGCUGUUUUUGCUCCUGGCUGGAUUUAUGAAUGUCACCCGAUUGAACAAUUUAAGGAGCUAAGCUUCAAAUUUUGUUCUCUUCUGUUUCCCUACAUGAAUUUGCAUGGACCAAACUCGUUACCUAUUCGUACAAGUUUCUGUCCCGGAUAUGGUCAAGGCAAGUACGACAGUGGACAGUUGGUAGACAACAAGCCUUGGCAUAACAUGUCUCGCCAACAGUUGCAGCCCUGCCUGGCUGCUGUUCGCGGACUUUUUGAAAUUAAAGGAAACACUUGUGACAUUUUAAAAUGUGGAUCCACAAACACUUUUUGAAAACAGGACGUGUGUGAUACUGAUGCGUUUAAUGGUGGAGGAUGCUUGAAUAUUCAGAGCUCCACCGAUGCAGUGUUUCCGCUUUUCUUCUGUGAAAUUCCUGUCAUUCGGCCAAUGACAUUGGCAGUCAUCUUGAAAACGAAUAGCAAACAGCCUUUGCUCCUCAAAUUAGGUUUUAUGCUAUCCAACACGUUCCCCAUAACAAGUAUGUCCUGUCCUCUUGUUCCUCGCGUGGAUCAAUUUUGUUCGGCUGCAGAUGACGAACACCAAUCCACUCCGAUUGUUUCUUCAUUAGAAUUUGAUUCCCGUUGCAACUUUUUGGAUGGAAGCCUUUGUCGCUCUAUGACAAAUUCUUCCGGCUGGGAUAUAAGACUAUUUCAGAUUAGGCUGAGUGAGCAAGUUGUAAACAGCGUACAACUAAAAAGCAUUUGUAUUGAAAGCCAAGGUGAAACAGAUUGCAAAAUCGGCUAUUUGUGCUGCUUCUGAACUGGAAUUUAUACUGUCAGAUACGUGGCAUUAACACGUCCUAGAAGAAAAAAGAAAGCAUGCCAAAACAUGCUAAAAGGCAUGUGCGACCUGCAAACAUUAAUGAAAACAUGUCAAUGCAAAAUAUUAAUAACAUAUAUCAGAUCUUAAUUUCAAAACUGUCAUUUAAAGAUACGUGCUGGGAAGAUUCCGGAAAAGAUCAAGGUUUUCUGCAUUUGAUACCAUUCUACAGCAUAAAGCUGUAGACAACAAUAUGGCAGAUAAGUCAAGACAUCCAAUAAGGAUAAAAAAUGGCAACGUGAAUCCGGAAACGCGCUCACUCAUAUCUGCGAUUUGUGGAAUACAUCCCUAUCGGAAAAACAAAAUAAGUUAAAAUUAUAGAAAAUAGAUUAAGCGCAGCAAUAGUAGUUACCUCCGUAACAACUAUUCCAUUUAAAUCCUCCCAUCUCAUUAACUGAAAAGAUUGAUCUCUCAAAAACUGACGACACUUUUCUUGUUGAUGAGAAUCACAGCAUGACGCUGUCACAAUUUGAUUUUCUGUGGCAUAUUUUAGUUCCUCUAGAUUGUUCAUCCUAUGAACUAGACAACAUCCAAGAGUUGCUCGAAUUUUAUCCACAAGAUCUUUCGAAGUUUGAUUAUUAUUGUAAUCGGCCAUGUGCUCGCUCAGCAAGUCUUGCGGAAUUUUGGAGAAACGAAGAACUAUUAUACCACCAACAAUUACUAAUGCAAGAUUUAGGGAUGCGAAAACAAGAUACUGGCAGAAGAAGAAAACCGUCCAGUGCAGAAGAAGAUCAAUGAAACCAAAAUAGGUAUAAUUAAUUAGAAUUGUAAUCGGGAUUUUGUAAUCUUACGUAAGAAACGAGGCAUAUUUUGUCGCCGAAAGCUCCACAGAAACCGAAGAAACUGAGGAAUAUAAGCAGGAUACUGAUUAAUGUCGCCAUUACGAGCAUUUUCAGACUAGCGUUGUUGUCCAAGUCGACCAUCAGUUUAUUAGUUUCAGAUUCUUUUCUAAAUUCUUGUCUCUUUACUAUGGAGCAUGCAGAAAACGCCAGAAGUGCCAUACCUGUCAACUGUAUUUUCAACACAUAUUUAGUUAAUUUAAUGACAAGCACAUCAUCAGGAAUAAUGUUUUAACGCAUGAUUUUUAAAAUUCUCUGCUGAAGCUUUCAUUCUCUUCGUUAACUUAAUAACGAGACGGAUGCAUUUUACGCCAACUUAAGAUAUUACGAAACAGUUUACCAUGAGCACGACAUUGACUCCGAGAAAAGUCAAUCGUAAAAUCUUGGGAAAACGAAAUUCCAUUGGAGUCACUUUUCAGAAUUAUUAUUGAGAAUUAUUUAUUAUAUAACCACGUCUGAAUGCCACGACAAAGAAAUGUGUUUGACACAGUUAUAUUGUAAUAUCAAACGAACACCCGUUGUGAAGAAAUACAGUACAUAUAGAAAGGUUUA
This is a messenger RNA of Daphnia magna, 3359 nucleotides long. Its product is annotated as cytosolic endo-beta-N-acetylglucosaminidase. Gene Ontology annotation, cellular component: cytoplasm. The record is from RefSeq and is a predicted model, not a curated record. NCBI's taxonomy places the organism in Eukaryota, Metazoa, Arthropoda, Branchiopoda, Diplostraca, Daphniidae. The transcript has 11 exons. Gene Ontology annotation, molecular function: mannosyl-glycoprotein endo-beta-N-acetylglucosaminidase activity. Gene Ontology annotation, biological process: protein deglycosylation.